Messenger RNA from Schistosoma margrebowiei, 6343 nucleotides. The record is from the annotation of a GenBank genome assembly. NCBI's taxonomy places the organism in Eukaryota, Metazoa, Platyhelminthes, Trematoda, Strigeidida, Schistosomatidae.
ACAUGGUAGCGGGGUGUGUAAAAAUGACCGCCAUAUUUUGCGUUUUAACUAAUUUCCUACUUAAUGACUUUUCUACUUUUCUUCCUUCGGAAUAAACCCAUGAUUUUAAAAUGUCUGGUGUAAAUAUGCAAGGUUCGACCACAGAUCAAAUCACCUAUACAAAUGACCGUCCCCAAGGUUUAUCUACGGAGGCCAAGAUGGUUCUCAUGCAACAGCAGUUAGCACUACUUCUACAUGCUGAUCACUGUGAACGCCUUGAAAGGAGGGGGAUGGCAACAAACUGUGCGGAUCGAAAUUGUGGUGAAAUUCGAAACUUGCUGCCUCAUUUACAGAGUUGCACUCGAGAAAAGGAGUGCAAUGUUCCACAUUGUAUUUCAUCUAAGUACAUAAUGCGGCACUAUCGUUCUUGUGGAGAUAUGGAAUGCAAAGUUUGUUCGGCAAUCAGGAAACCCAUUGGGAACUCUACACCGUCAUCAGCAUCAUCCGUUAGUUGCCCACAAAAUGGACUCACUUCAAACCACAAAUCUGACAUAUCAUCCUUAAAUGGCAUCAAAAUAUCAGACUCUCCGCUUCCACACCAAGAGACUGCUUUUACAACUGGUUCGUGUGAAUCACAACCAACAGUUGUGUUGAAUGGUGAGUUCAGUCGGGUACCUUUACAUGAAAGCCGCAUCACCGAUCAACAGCGAGAACUAGCUAUGAAAAAGUUGUAAGUUCUACUUUUUCAUAAAGUUAUUUUUUAUAGUGUGAAUGAUAUUUCUUUAUCAAUCUUUCCAACGGCAAAUCCUACUGCAUACAGUGAUCCCAGGAUGAAACAAUUUCUCGAUUAUGUGAAACGAAUGGAAAAAGACGUUUAUGUAAAAUCUAGGUCAACAGAAGAAUAUUUCAAAACAAUGGCACUUCAUUAUCACAAUAUACAUUCUGAAUUAAAGGAAAAGCGUCGUCUGAGGGAAUCCUGUCCGCCACUACAAAAUGGAGAUAUUUCUGAUGUGACACAACCUUCAGACCUGUCAAAUUCUGUUUCAUCAGAAAAUAACUCAUUGAAAGCUAAUUCUUAUGAUCAGGAUCAGUUUUCAGAUGCUUUAGAAAUCGUAUCCAAGCGUGAAGAACAAAUUCAACGGGAAAUUAAAGUUGAAGUUACGACAGAAAGCUCUUCGAAUUCCUCUGACUCUGCAGGGGUUUUAGAAGACAAGGAUAAUAAAGAAGAUUCAAAUUCACCAGAAGUUAAAUAUCGUUCUGUCACGUCCAUAGAACCUAGUGAAAGCGAAAUAAAGACAAAGAUUGAUGAAAAAACUGAUCUGGAGUCGGAUGCACCUGAGCCCACCAGUUCUGAUGAAAAAAAAGAGGACAUCCAGGCUUCUCGAGAACCUAUCAGACGAAGAAUAUGGUACUCUAAUGAACUGUUGCAGCAUUUUCUACCAGUUGUGCUAAAAAUAAGCAAAGAAAAGGAUGCAGAACCAUUUUUGACUCCAGUAGACUGGAAGUUCCUUGAAAUAUAUGAUUAUCCUCAAAUAGUUUCUGAUCCUAUGGAUCUGUCAACUAUACGGAGAAAACUAGAAGACCGAGAAUAUAAGGAUCCUUGGGAAAUAGUCGAUGACUUUUGGUUGAUGCUUAACAAUGCCUGGCUUUACAAUAAAAAGACAUCCAAGGUCUACAAGACCUGUACAAGGGUAAUUUCAUAUAUUUUUACCAUUACACAUUUUUUUAGUUGGCUGAGACAUUUGAAACUAUAAUUGACCCUGUAAUGCAGUCGCUUGGAUUUUGCUGUGGCAGGGAAUACUAUUACCAACCACCUACCUUAACCUGCUUAACGCCCAAGUUUUGUACAAUAUAUCGCGAUGCAGUUUAUUACGUCUACAAGAGCGAUGGUCAAACUCCUGGACUUUUGGAACAAAAAUACACAGUAUGCGAGAGAUGUUACAAUGAAGCUUUAGAUCAAAUAGCCCUUGACAGUGACUCCAGUAACCCAGUAAACGUUCAGAAGAGUUUGAUGGAGAAGUGCAAAAAUGAUAUCAAAGAAAAGGAGCCAUUCGUAUUUUGCAAACAUUGUGGGAGGAAGUGGCACAGAGUUUGUGCCAUAUACCUUGAAGAAAUUUGGCCAGAUGGUUUUAUUUGCAAUCACUGUAUUGUGAACUAUGGAUUGAAGCGUGUUGAAAAUCGUUUCACAGCUAAGAAAUUGACAACAUGCAAAUUAAGCAACUUUUUAGAAAAACGUGUAAAUGAUUUUUUGAAGAAAAAAGAAGCCGAUGCAGGUGAUGUUAUUAUUCGUGUUCUUGCAGCAGCAGAUAAAACUGUUGAAGUUAAAUCUGGCAUGAAGGCUCGGUUCUGUGAUAACGGAGAAAUGCCUGAGUCUUUUCCCUACAGAGUGAAAGCCAUUUUCGCAUUUCAAGAAAUCGACGGUCAGGAAGUAUGUUUUUUUGGUCUUCACGUUCAGGAAUAUGGAUCAGAAUGCCCACUUCCUAAUACCAGAAGAGUGUAUGUGGCUUAUCUAGAUUCCGUUUACUUUUUUCGUCCUAAACAAUUCCGUACAGAGAUAUAUCAUGAACUUUUGGUUGGUUACAUUCACUAUGCAAAGUUACUUGGUUUCACAACGGCUCAUAUAUGGGCUUGUCCGCCUAGCGAAGGUGAUGACUACAUUUUUCAUAUGCAUCCACCUGAUCAGAAAAUUCCUAAACCUAAAAGGUUGCAAGAAUGGUAUCAAAAAAUGCUUAAAAAAGCACUCAUUGAACGCAUUGUGGUGGAUUACAAAGAUAUCUGUCAGGAUGCUAAUGAGUCCCAUAUGAUCUCUCCAGCUGAACUUGCCUAUUUCGAAGGUGACUUUUGGCCAAAUACUUUGGAAGAAAUAUUUAAGGAAAUGGAUGAAGAAGAUGCCAAAAGAAAACAGGAACAAGAAGCAUUGGCUCGUGGUGGUGAUGACGACGAUGAGGCAAAAGAAAACGUGCAGACUAAAGAAACCGAUGAAAAUCCGGGAAAGAAGAAAGCCAAACGAAGAAAGCUCAAACGUAGUGCUUCUAUAACGAUCACAGGUAAACGAAAGCGCCUAGGUGGUAUAGGUUCAGGUGAUGUAGCAAAUGAAGUUGCACGUCGUGUCUACGAAAUAAUGGAGAAACAUAAGGAAAACUUCUUUGUCAUUCGAUUGCAUCCUCAAAAUUCAGUCGCUGCACUUCCACCAAUUAAGGAUCCAGAUCCACUUAUCAACUCAGAGCUAAUGGAAUGUCGUGGUGCUUUCUUAGAAAAAGCUCGUGAAAAGCACUUAGAAUUUUCAUCAUUACGACGUGCUAAAUAUUCCACUUUGGUGAUGUUAUAUGAAUUACAUAAUGAAAAUCGUCAACCUUUAAUGUACACUUGCAAUGUUUGUAGUGCACAACUGGAAACUCCAUGGCAUUGUAAACAAUGUAUCGAAUAUGACUUAUGUCCCCGAUGCUAUGAAACCGAAAACCAUCCUCAUCCUAUGGUGAAAAUAGGUAUUGGACUUGACGAUUGUAACAAAGGACAAGAGCAAAGUAACGAUUCAACUAUUCAGGAAUCAGGAAGAGAUAAAUUAAGUCGUUGGGUAAAAGCCUUGGGUCAUAGCUGUUAUUGUCGUGAUGCGAAUUGUCGUGUAUAUGCAUGUAAGACAAUGAAAUAUCAGGUACAACACUUUCGUGUACAUUCAACAGAUCGAAAUCAAUGUUCUGUUUGUCGAUUCAUCUAUUAUUUAUGUUGCUAUCAUUCCAAAACUUGCCAUGAAUUGAAGUGUCUUGUACCUUUAUGUCCUAAACUUAAGGCGAAAAUGAAGCAACAGCAAAAGCAACAACGCCUAAAACAAACACAAAUGUUACGCAGACGUAUGGCCACGAUGCAGCGCUGUAACAGCAUGACUCCUAAUCAUCAACCAACUCCCCCACCAUCUCAAAAUUAUCAACAAUGUUCUCAAUCUUCGACAUCUGAUUGCAUAUCUUCCCCUAUGUCUGUACCUAUGCAGUCAUCGCCAUUUGCUUCUACAGCUGUUACUACUGUUUCCUACAACCUUACCUCUCCACAUUCAAGAAGUCAAUCUUCUAUCCAAUCUCCACAGCAAAGUCCGUUUUUUCACCCUCCUUGUCCAUCAUCUUAUCAGAAUUCUCAACAAACUCCUCAUUCAUCAAAAGCAUAUGUGUCUAGUCCAUCAGUUCCCCGAUCCCCGUCAAUAUCUGUUGUGCCAGUCUCUACUUGUGUUCAAAAUCUCCCUCAGUCAACUGGGAUUCAUAAUCAGCCUGUUGUAACUUUAGAAUCGGACCAGUUGAUAAACACACAUGUAGAUAUCAGUAGGACAGGUUAUGCUUUUCAGUCUCAAUCGAAAUAUUCUUUAUCUUGUACCCAGCCUACAACAUCUUUCAGUACCCAACAACAAAUGCAGCGACAUCAUAUACAGGAACGCCCACAAACAAGUCUUAGUAAUAAUUGGCCCCCCAAUUACGUUGUUUCUCAACAUAGUAUCCAGUCGCAUGGAUCUACUUCUGGACACUCAGUCACACAUCGACCUUUGCUUACAAACAAUUCAGUUCCCAUAGAUGCAUUAUCUCCAAAACCAUUUGUUCACCAACCAGGUGUGACUCUUAUGGAUGUUGAUCCGUCGUAUCCCCAGCAAAUAAUGUCAAGUCGGUUUCAGGGAGAAACUGAACAUAAUAAUUACAUUUUCAAUAAGCAAUCCCAACAAGCGGUUACACACCACCCUUCACCGGCUUAUUCUCAAGUUAUUGAAGGGCAUAAUCCUGGAACCCUUUUACCUCCUAAUCAAACUUUAUCAGGAACUAUUUCCAACUCUAAUUGGAGGCAACCUGGAACUGCACCUUCAGGCAGUACUAUGUAUCCAUCAGGGUCAUCUGUUAGCUGUACUCAACCAAAUACAUCAAUAGUUCGAUCUGCACCUAUGCAAUCUACGUCCUCUCAAUCCAUAGUAUCAACAGCCUCGCCCAAUACUGGUGUUGUUCCGUGUAGCAUCUCUCCAGAGGAUGUGCGGAUCGUUCAACAAGCAUAUACUACAAUGCGGCAGCGAGGCGCUCCGGCGUCUGAGUUUUCAAGUUGGUUGAACUCCAGUCCACAAUAUGUGAGGGCGUGGCAGUAUAUUCAACAAUCACAUUUACACAACCAACAACAACAAUUAUCUCAAAUGUCCGGAUGUAUGCCUAGUACUUCUACUCCCCAUUGCCCUAUAGGAGCUCAGCUACAUAGUACAUAUUCUGCUUGUCAGACUCCACAAAAUUCUCAGUCAGUUGCUGGAUCGCGUUCUUUACCUCCUCAGUCAAGGUAUCCGUAUUCACAAGUUCAACAGCAGCAGAUUAUUGGAAAUCCUCAGUCGCACCAAUCACAGUCUUGGUCCUCUUUGCCCACACAACAACCUCGUUUUCGUCAAGCAGUAACUCCUCCGAAUUAUAAUCAACAAUCUAAUCAACAGUUUUCAAUUCCUUGUCAUCAACAAGUUGGUAAACCUCCAUCUACAACUAUAUCUCCAACUCAAGCAUCUAAUUCUCCUCAACGCUACAUGACUCAAACAAAUAUGCCUCAACCUAUGUCCAAUCAAAUCCCUAUUUCACCUCCUGCUUCUAACAUAUCUCGAUGUGCUAAUACUGUAAUGCCACAAAUGGCGUCACUUCCACGUUGUACGAACAGCCUCUCAAUGCCUUCCAUGGGUCUUGUAAAUUCUGCUGGUAUGAGUCCUAAUCGGGCAGUUCAACCCUCUCCUCAUUAUUCGUCUGUAAUGCUAUCACAGUUAUUAGGGCCUGGCCAAACAGCUAAUCUUGUUAACACCCCAUCUUCUGGUUCAGAGUAUCCUAAUAUGCCAAGUAAACAGCAUCUUGUUCGACAGGAAUUCAUUCCUUCAACAGUUUUCCAGCAGAAAUUAAAUUAGGGCUAAAUAUUGUUGUCCAUUUAUCUAUAUUUCAGCUGACUUUUCUUGAAAUACUUGUGUUAAGUUUAAACUUUUCUUAUUCAGAUGUAUGUAUAUAUAAUAUGAAUUUGAUUAAUGAAUUAUCUGUGAGUUCUCACUACUACUUGUUAUUUUUCUUUAUUACAAAAAUGUGUAAAUAGUACUUUUGACCUCCCAGAAUGCUUUUUUAAAAUUCAUUCUGUAUUAAUUUCGCUGUCUACUUCUCACUUCAAUUUUCCCCAGUGGUGAGAUCAUGUGAUUUUUUGCCAUUUUCUGUAUAUUUGUACAGGCCAUUGUAUAUCUGUACAUGGCUAUCCCAGUUUUUGUUGAGCUAGAUUAUACACACAUUCACAUUGUCAAACCUUAUAUUAAUGUAUUACUACUGAUGUAAUUUUGUUUUCUUUAAUAAGAAAUUUCUUUUUAAAUAUGAAUUCACUCAAAUGUAAUUAUUUCUAG